ACUUCGGUACUUGAGCAUCAAGCACACUAAUCAUGAAACUCCUGAUCAUCAUCGUUGGUCUCGUUGUGGCCACCCACGCCACAGAGAGGCAUGACAUCAUCACCGACUACCACAAUGUGAUCGGUAUUCCCCUAGCACAGAAAAUCAAGCAGUCUGAGAGUGCUAUGGAUUUCGAUGGUUCCAGAAUCAUCGGUGGCAGUGUUGCUGGUCUCGGUGCUCAUCCCUAUCUUGGUGGUCUUGUGAUCCAACUGACCACUGGAUGGCAAUCGGUAUGCGGUGCUUCCCUCUUGAGUCAAACUAGAGCUGUAACAGCCGCUCACUGCUGGGCCACCAGAACCUCUCAAGCUAGUCAGUUAACUACUGUCUGGGGCUCUCAAACUCUCUUCUCCGGUGGUGUCAGGAUCGUAACGACUAAUGUGCGAAUGCAUGCUAGUUACAACAUGAACAACCUGAACAAUGAUAUAGCUAUGAUUAUUAUAAACUCCGUCGGUUUGACCACCAAUAUCCAACCUAUCCGAAUUGAUUCUGGCAGUAAUCAGCACGUUGGGACAUGGGCAACCGCAGCUGGCUAUGGUGCAACUUCUGACUCUCAACAAGGAAUUCCCAACAACACAGUUAAGAGACAUGUUAACAUGGUGAUCAUGGACAACAGUGUUUGUGCAAGAUUUUACUUCCCAGGCAUAGUUAUUCACUCCACUCUGUGUACCGACACAGCCCGUGGAACUGCCAGCAUCUGUGGUGGUGAUUCUGGAGGCCCUCUCGUCAUUGGCUCAUCAGCUAACAGAAUAUUGACUGGUCUCUCAUCGUUCGUCUCAAGUGCAGGAUGUCAAUCUGGUAGCCCAGCUGGUUUCGCAAGAAUUGCAUCCUUCGCCGACUGGAUCAACUCCAACAUGUAAAACUGUUUUAAGCGCAAAAUCAUUAAAAAUAUUAUUUAAACUA
Molecule: messenger RNA, 939 nt
Organism: Leptidea sinapis
Lineage: Eukaryota; Metazoa; Arthropoda; Insecta; Lepidoptera; Pieridae
Product: collagenase-like
Exons: 5
Coding region: 33-896 (287 amino acids)
Biological process (GO): proteolysis
Molecular function (GO): serine-type endopeptidase activity
Source: RefSeq, a predicted model, not a curated record